UUUUAUAGCUAAAGUGUUAGUGUUAAAUGCUUGCUAUCAUUUUCUUACAACAGGCUUGUUAAUUUUUAACAAGGCAACAAGAGACAUACAGUCAAACGUUGGACCCGGAAGCAUGGAUUUAUUUUACAACUGAUAGAGUGAUUGGUGUAAUACUAGAGCUUCUAUCACUGUAGAUGGAGUCUCUAGCUUCCAUCACUGUAGACUAACCUUCACUCCAAGCCCGGACCUGGAUGUGAUGAUUGCUGAAUGUUCAGAGAAGUUGAAGAUGACAUCGAACACCAGAUUUCUGGAGUGUGAUUCCUGCACUGAGAGAAAAUCCAAAGCCAUCAAGUCCUGCCUGGUGUGUCUGGCCUCUUUCUGUGAAACUCAUCUCCAGCCUCACUAUAAAUCUCCUGCCUUUAAGAAGCACAAGCUGGUCGAAGCCUCCAGCCGACUCCAGGAGCAGAUCUGCUUUCAGCAUGACAAACUGCUGGAGGUUUACUGUCGCACUGACCAGAGGUGUAUCUGUGCUUUGUGUAUGUUAGAUAGACAUAAAGGACAUGAUACAGUAUCAGCUGCAGAAGGACGAGCUGAGAAACAGGGGCGGGUGGCAGAGAUGUACAGAGAAUCCCAGCAGAGAAUCAAGUACAGGGAGAAUAAGCUGGAGGAGCUGAGGAAGGCUGUGAGAUCUCACAAGUGCUCUGCACAGGCAGCCAUAGAGGAAAGCGACAGGAUCUUCACUGAGCUGAUCAAAUCCAUCGUGAAGACACAUCAUGAGGCGACGGCGCUGAUCAGAGCUCAGGAGAAAGCUGCAGUGAGUCGAGCUGAAGGAGUCAUGAAGCAGCUGGAGCAGGAGAUGGUAGAGCUGAAGAGGAGAAAUGCUGAGCUGGAGGAGCUUUUAUACACAGAUGAUCCUGUCCAGUUCCUCCAGAUUUUCCAGUUUGCCUCGGCGCCUCUGGUAUCCUCAGACGUUCCCACCAUCGUACUCAACUCCUCCCACCCCUUCAACAGUGUCGUACAGUCUGUGUCUCAGCUGAAAGAGAAACUGGAAGAAUCCUGUAAAGAGGACUUUGAGAACAUAUCCAGUCAAGUAACGGAUGUCCAGAUUGUUCUCUCAGACGAGCAAAAAACCAGAGAAGAGUUUCUAAGAUAUUUCUGUCAGUUCACACUGGAUCCCAACACAGUGAAUAGACACCUCCGUCUGUCUGAUAGGAACACAGUGGUGACCUGCAGUGAAACAACACAACCGUAUCCCGAUCACCUCGAGAGAUUCGACCAUUACUGGCAGGUGUUGUGUAGAGAGAGUGUGUGUGGACGCUGUUACUGGGAAGUGGACUGGAGCGGACACGAUGGCGUCUCCAUAGCGGCGUCAUAUAAAGACAUCAGCAGGAAAGGACGCUUUUCUGAGGGAGUUUUUGGAUCCAGCGAUCAGUCCUGGAGAUUGCUGUGCACUCCGGCCUGCUACUCCUUCUAUCACAGAUGUAAAGAGAUUAAACUCCCUGUCAUUCCCAGUUCCUCUAGAAUAGGAGUGUAUGUGGAUCACAAGGCAGGAACUCUGUCCUUCUACAGCGUCUCAGACACCAUGAAGCUCCUCCACAGAGUUCACACCACAUUCACUCAGCCUCUAUACCCCGGCUUUCUGGUGUGUAAAGGAUCGACCAUCAGACUCCUAACUGCUUAACACGAGUUACUACAGCAGUGCAGGAAAAACAAAACUUUUAAAAAUAUGCAUUUCUUUAUGCAAAUGAGACUUUAUUUAAUUAAAUGCACAUACAUCUGCAUGAUUUUAUGGAAAACAAUUUAGACAAUAAUUUCACUCAAAAUUAAAAGAUUUACAGAAAAGGGAUUUUUGCUUGCUAAUGAUACAAAAAUAAUGAGAUUUUGAAAUUUUCAGAUUUAAUAAUAAAAUGGUUUACAAAAAGUUUUAGGAUAAAUAUUGACAUGUCUAAUAAUCACAUACAGUUUCAGUGGUAUAUGACGAGGUGAUUGUAAAGUGGGCGGAGCUUCAAGCCUUCGUCAAGUUUGAUCGGUUUCUGAUAACGCAGUGGACAAAAACAGUGAAAAAAAC
This is a messenger RNA of Hemibagrus wyckioides, 2047 nucleotides long. Its product is annotated as tripartite motif-containing protein 16-like. Lineage: Eukaryota; Metazoa; Chordata; Actinopteri; Siluriformes; Bagridae. The record is from RefSeq and is a predicted model, not a curated record. Gene Ontology annotation, molecular function: protein binding; zinc ion binding. The coding region runs from base 236 to 1660 and encodes 474 amino acids. The transcript is spliced from 6 exons.